CAAAAAAAAACGCAAUUAGUUUUUGUUCUUGUUUUGUCGCUGCAUCAUCAAUUGUUUAUAUUUCUUCAAAAGUUACCCAAUAAGCAAUUGUAACAGUCAUGAACAACAAUAAGUGUUAAACAAUAACAAUGGCCAGCAAUAAACAAUUGCUCUGCACCAACUAAAUAACAAAAUAGUUAUGGAUAAAACAACACAAAAGUGAACUAAACCCUCAAAAAAGCAAGAGCAGAGCAUAAACAAUGGACGCGCCUCCGAAUCCAAUGGAUUUCAUGGACGAGUCAAUGGACUUGUUCAAGGCGGAGGAUGCCUUUGACAUGAUCAACGAGGUCCUGCACUCGGACAUACUGGAUAGCUUCCUCAAUGAAAUGGACCUGGAGCCGGCACACAUGUACAGCAACAUGCUACACAUGGAUAACCCGCAGAUGGACCAGUCGGCACAUGUGAAAAGCGAGCAUUCCUCCCCGUUCAUAUCCCCCGUUCACAUCAAGGAGGAGAUGCAGCAGCAGCAGCAGCAACCAUCCUUGCCCAUCUACAAGCCGGAUCCCCUAAUGGCCUCCAACUACAAUCUCUCCCCACAGCAGCACCAGCAGCAGCAACAACAACAGCAGCCGCUGCUGAAAUCCGCCCAGCCCACGGCAACUAUCCACCAUAAGGAUGCCCAACGGAUGCCUCCCAACACUCCGCUUUAUUCGCCCGCUUUGGCCAGUGGUUUUACCUACCAGGCUGCCUCCCCGCCCACGCCGCCGGCAGAGAAGUCACCACAGAAUGUGAAUGUCAUGCAACCGAUAGCACCUUCAACCCCUCUGACCCUGCCGCCACAGACACAGUCCUUCAUCAUGUACGCCCAGCCGCUGCCAACAAGUCCGGGAUUGUUAAGUGCUGCUACCCCAAUGCUGUUGGAAUCCAUGACGGAGCCAAAGAUGACAACUGUGGCCAGUCCUAAGACCUCACCGCCGAUGGCGUCGCCGCAUUCCAGCUCGGGCGGGAGUAGAGCCAGCAAGGUGCGAGUAGCACCGCUGGCCCCAUUGCCCAACGCUGCUCCAGAGGUACUUGGAAAGGUGCCCAUCACCCGGGCGCAACCUAAGGUCAAGGAGGUGAAGAGAUCCGCUCAUAACGCCAUCGAGCGGCGUUAUCGUACCUCCAUCAAUGACAAGAUCAAUGAGCUGAAAAACCUGGUGGUAGGAGAGCAGGCGAAGCUGAACAAGUCUGCAGUGCUCCGCAAGUCGAUCGACAAGAUCCGAGACCUGCAGCGCCAGACUCACGAAUUGAAGGCAGAGCUACAACACCUGCAGCGGCAGCUAAUGGCCCGCGACGGUUCCAAGGUCAAGGAUCUACUCCAGCUGGGCUCCCGGCCGGGCCGAAGCUCCAAAAAGCGUCGCGAGAGCUCACUGACCUCCGCCACCGAUGCCGGACUGACGCCGCCACGUAGCGACGUGUCGGAUCCCUCUCUAUCGCCCCUACACUCGGACAUCUCUUUGCCGCCGUCGCCUUAUGGUGGAUCCACCGCCAGCUGCAGCAGUGGCAGCAGCAGCAAGGACGAGCUACUGGUGGUGCCUAGUUCAAUGCGUGGCAUGGCAACGCACUCACGACUGGGCUUGUGUAUUUUUAUGUUUGCCAUUUUGGCAGUCAAUCCCUUUAAGACGUUCCUUCAGCGCGGACCGUUCGCCGGUAAUGGACUUAACGAUGACGACCUUGGCGAAUUGAGUGGCCAAAGGCGAAGCAUUCUUUCAUACGACGUGGAUGGAGGUGACGGCUUUUUUGGAUGGCAACAUAGCUCCUGGAUAUGGCUUCUGAACCUGACUCUGAUGCUUGGCUGCCUAGUGAAACUGCUGGUCUACGGCGAUCCGCAGUUGGAUCCCCAGACGGACGCUUACUGGCAACACAAACAACGCGCUGAAUCCCAUUUCGCUCAAGGACAGGCUGAUCAGGCUUAUACCGGCUACCUUAAUUGUCUGCACAUGUUUGGCUUGAGUCUGCCGUCAACGCGUUUAGAAUGCUACCUUCAGACCACCUGGCAGUUUUUGCGGUUCCUCUUCCAUCGCCUCUGGCUGGGACGGGUGCUGUCGCGGCGCACUGGUGGUCUUUUCUGUAAUGCUGCUAGCCGGAAACAGGCCCUGGCCUCGGCCCGGGAACUUGCGCUGCUCUUCAAUCGCUUAAAUCAACUUCAGCUAACCGGGAACGGAAGUCGUGGGGAUGGUAACGGUAUCAUGAUGGCUCUUUUUGCCAGCAACAUGGCUGAGGUCGCUCACAAUCUACUGACACCGCGCGAGACCAUCUGUAUCCAUGUGAUGGCCGCCCUAAGAAUGAAGCAAAGCGCACCGAAGUGGCUGAAACAGCUCUUUGCCCGUUACUACAUGAGCCGAGCACGCCAGGAAUGUGGUCGUACCCGGGCUGCUGAGCAGACGCAAGAGCUGCGAUGGGCCUUCAGCGCCUACGGAUAUCGCUACUGCAGCACCCAUGUCUUUAGAUAUGAUGUGAGUGACUCUGGCGAACAUGAUGGCUUCUUUACGCGCCUGCGCAACUCCUGCGAUCCCACUGCUCACGUUAUAAAGCAAUACCGCGAGCACCUGCUGUUUAAGGCCAUUCAGUGUUUGGUGGGUGCCGGCCACAAGUCUGGCGGCGUCCUGCCUACAGCCGCCACUUCUGCCGGAGUAGGAGAAGCGGAGCAACUGCAGCAACAACAGCAACAACACAGUGGCACUAUUGUUAGCAACGUGCUCAAGUACACCUCACUGUUAAGAGACACGCUGUGGGCGGAGGAGGAUGAACGCGACACUAAUGUGGUGUGGUGGGCUAACAUUCUCGAGAUUGCCGUGCACUGGCUCCUAGGGGAGGAUACGCUAGCGGAGCAGCUCUAUGACAAUAUUAAGCAAAUGCCUGUGCAACUGCAGCAGAGUAGCGAGCACGAUCAUCUGCCCAGUGCUUUGCAUGCUGUGCUCCGAGCUAAAAUGAUUCUACUUAUGAACAAUGGCAACAACCUGGAUAAACGCCUCAAGCAAUCUGUUAACACUUUGUGUGAUGCAUCGAGUGUCCAGCUACAGGAAUGCUUAACCGUAAACCGAAUCACUAAUGCCCGGGGCAUAAAGCUGCUGUUUCAGUUGCUCACAUGCGAAUGGCUGCUCGAAACACGGACUGCCUUGUGGGAACUUGAGCACAUGGAAGACAUGGAGGACGAUGAUGGUUACCGACAAGUGCCUGAGGAGGUUCUCGAAAAGGUUCAAACUGAUUUGAAUUCGUUGCGCAGCAUUGUGGAAAAUAUACCGAACGCCCAAUCGAGGAUAUAUCUAUACGAGGCCGUUUGUCGCCUGAUGGCUGGGGCCUCGCCCUGUCCCACGCAACAGCUGUUGGACCGGAGUCUACGCUCCCGCUAUGCCCACUCGUCCAUCUUUUGCGGCAGCAAGGAUCGCAGGCACCAAAACUUUGAGGGCGGGGAGCGAGAGCGGGCAGCGGCCAUGUACGUGGCUUGCAAAUAUCUGCCGCCCGCCCUGCUUAGCUCACCCGGCGAGCGUGCUGGCAUGCUGGCCGAAGCGGCCAAGACGCUUGAGAAGGUGGGCGACAAGCGCAAGCUGAAAGAGUGCUACCAGCUGAUGAAGUCGCUGGGCAGCGGAAUUGGCAGCGUCAAGGCAUAAGUAAUAUAAGCGAACAAACUUUGAAUUUCCCCUUCUUAUCAAGUAAAAGGCGUCUGUUCUGUAGGCCUUUCGUUAUUUAGUCUUUCAUUUGCCCCGCGACCCUUUUUAUGUUUAGAUUUUAAUUCAACAAAUAAUUUAAUAUGGAAAUAAUAUAAAAAUAUUUGUUUAUAAAUUUACCAAGCAAGGUUAAUCAUAUUUAUAACAAUAAAUAUUUAAACACUUACUGGAUGCGUGCAUGCACUUAAUUCAUUUAAUUGCUUAUCGCGGGAAUACCCUAUUAUUAUAAACGACAAAAUGUGCGCGCUUUCCACAAUAAAUAUAUUACAAUCCUUGUCAA
Drosophila serrata is the source of this 3966-nucleotide messenger RNA. RefSeq names its product Sterol regulatory element binding protein (gene SREBP). The record is from RefSeq and is a predicted model, not a curated record. Gene Ontology annotation, cellular component: nucleus. Lineage: Eukaryota; Metazoa; Arthropoda; Insecta; Diptera; Drosophilidae. Gene Ontology annotation, biological process: regulation of transcription by RNA polymerase II. Gene Ontology annotation, molecular function: DNA-binding transcription factor activity, RNA polymerase II-specific; protein dimerization activity; RNA polymerase II cis-regulatory region sequence-specific DNA binding.